Cephus cinctus (wheat stem sawfly) is the source of this 6251-nucleotide messenger RNA. RefSeq names its product kinase D-interacting substrate of 220 kDa (gene Arms). The record is from RefSeq and is a predicted model, not a curated record. Bases 62 to 5704 code for a protein of 1880 amino acids. The transcript is spliced from 21 exons. Gene Ontology annotation, molecular function: protein binding. Lineage: Eukaryota; Metazoa; Arthropoda; Insecta; Hymenoptera; Cephidae.
CGGAACCUUGGACCGAAAGAGUUUCAGCCGUAGAGGUUGUCGAUCUUCGGCGAAGAAUGCCAUGCCGAGAGGUCGUGCUAAGAGUAACGAAGAUUCGAGAAAUCAUCUACGAGUUGAAAAUAAAGAGAACGAGGAAGAAGUAGUGGCUCGGAAUCAUACCCAGGAAGAGAGAGUGCAGGGUGAGCUCGAUGAGUCCCUGAAUGAUUUAUCAGGAGAAGCAGCAAAGGAUGAACCUGGAGGAUCAGUACCAAAGAGUAUAGAAAAAGACCUAGGUCAGAAACCUUAUAAGCAGGCUAGUCCAGGUCGUUCAUACGUAACAAGUGGUACUGGAGUCACUCCAGUGAGAAGAACCAGCAUCACCAACGUCGCCAUCUGCUCGAGCAUCGCACCCAGUCUGGUCGGCGUUUUCCCAGGAGUCCCACCAUCGUUACUACCCGUGAAACCGGAAGCUGAAGACAUCAUCUACAGGAGUCAGACAGUCUCGAAUCUGUCAAGCUCUACGAAUCUAAGCGACGACGCCAUCUUGGACGACACGUCACGUGGUCAUAAGAAGAGGUUAUCCUUUCUACGUCUUCAUAUACCCGACCCACCCGAUUGGGUUAAUGGAUUUCAUCAUCAAAGUACCAUCGCUGAACCAACUGACAACGAAGAUGAUUACAGUCAUCACCAUCAUCAUCAUCAUCAUCACCAUCAUACCUUCGGAUCGCAUUUUCCGCAUAUUCAUGUACCGACGCUCACCUUCACCGCUCCUGCGUCAGAUGGCACUGGCCGCAAGUUCAACUUUGGCAUACGAAGACAUUCCCAGACGACCUUGCAUCGUACGGACUCCAUGGUCUCGCUGUGCUAUCGCUCACUCAUCAGCUACAUCACCGAUGACAACCUCACGGGUCUACAGAACUUCUUGGAGAACAAGAGAGUGCAGGUGGACGACCGGGACGACAAUGGCAGCACAGCCCUCAUACACGCAGCAUCCAAAGGGAAGAUACAAUUUGUACGGGAGAUCUUAAAUCAUGGUGCCGACGUAAACGCUGAGGAUGCAGAUAACUGGACAGCAUUGCUGUGCGCAGCUAAAGAAGGUCACACAGAGAUCUGUUUGGAAUUACUUGAACAUGGAGCCGAUCCAGAGCACCGUGACAUGGGCGGUUGGACGGCUCUCAUGUGGGCGACGUAUAAGGGUAGAUCAGAAACGGCGUCGCUGCUUCUGUCACGUGGAGCAGACGUCAAUGCCCAUGGGAACUUUCACAUAUCAUCUCUACUAUGGGCCGCAGGCAGAGGAUAUUCCGACAUUACGAAAGAUCUUAUUGCUCACGGGGCUAAGGUCAACGUGGGAGAUAAGUACGGUACCACUGCGUUGAUUUGGGCUUCCCGUAAAGGAAAUGUUGAAAUAGUUGAUACUCUAUUAAAAGCCGGUGCUAAUGUCGACACUGCAGGCAUGUACUCGUGGACGGCUCUUCUCGUGGCUACGCUUGGAAACCACGUGGAUGUCGUAAUGCUGUUACUGGAACAUCGUCCUAACGUGAACGCGUUAGAUAAGGAUGGCUGCACGGCAUUGGCAAUUGCAUGCCGCGAAGGGUACCACGAGAUAGCCAAUGCCCUUUUAAAUGCUGGCGCUUAUAUCAAUAUCCAGGACAGGGCUGGGGAUACUAAUCUUAUUCACGCUGUGAAGGGUGGCCAUAGAGGCGUCGUAGAGUCACUCUUGAAGAAAUAUGCGGACGUCGACAUCGCCGGAAAGGAUAAGAAAACCGCGACUUACAUAGCUGUUGAGAAAGGCAAUACGGCGAUAUUGAAAUUGUUACUGAAUGCCAAUCCAGACCUGGAGAUUGCGACCAAAGACGGGGACACACCGUUACUCAGGGCUGUCAGGUCUCGCAAUGCUGAAAUAGUACAAUUGCUUUUGGAUAAAAAGGCAAAAGUCUCGGCUACGGAUAAGAAGGGUGACACUGCCCUGCAUAUUGCUAUGAGGGCCAGGUCGAAGGCCAUCGUCGAGAUACUUUUGAGAAAUCCAAAGAAUAGUCAAUUGUUAUAUCGGCCCAAUAGGCAAGGCGAGACACCCUAUAAUAUUGACGUGAAUCAUCCUAAGACCAUCCUGGGACAGAUAUUCGGUGCUCGGCGACUUAAUACGAAUGAGGAUAAUGAAAAUAUGCUGGGGUAUGAUCUGUACAGUAGCGCCCUGGCUGAUAUACUUAGCGAACCGUCCUUGUCCACCCCUAUCACUGUUGGACUUUAUGCCAAAUGGGGAUCAGGCAAGUCAUUCCUCCUGAACAAGCUUAAAGAGGAGAUGAAGAAUUUCGCAAGGCAAUGGAUCGACCCGGUGUUCCAAUUUUCAUCCUUACUUUUCCUAGUAGUUACACACUUGUCUCUAUUGAUGGGUGUCAUCGUGGGACUGGCUGUUCAGUCCUGGAUAGUGGGUCUUGCCUCUGGUCUCAUUCUCAUCACAGUUGUUUAUGUCUUCCUCGUGUUAAUCUGGUAUGCCAAUCAAAGGUAUGAUUGGUACUGGCCGUACAACUUCACUGUUGCUCUUACCACUAAAUUAAAUUCACUGAAGCUGCUGCUCCAGGUGACCUUUUGCCAUCCUCCUGGUGCUCAGGUCAGUGACAGCUUGGCUGCUCAACCAAUAAAGUUUUACUUCACGGAUCAGACUCGUGUGGGUACCACGGCAGCUGGUGAAAAUGCUGUUGUCCAAAUGGUGGGAUCUCUAUACGAUUCCAUUGAAGCUGAAUAUGGAUCCCUGACAACAAGACUGUACAGGGCUUUCCGGCCGAAGUCAGCGAAGUCUACUUCCUCCUGGAAAUGGAGGCAUCUCUGUUGUCUGCCGCAUGUUAUCAUUUUUGAAUUUUGCUUCUGCAGUUUCCUCGUUGGCAUUUCUAUACUCACGGUGUAUGUCAUCGGCAUAAACAAUUCCAGACACAAGAUCGACGAAUUCACGGCUCACAUUAUCCUAGGGACUGUCGCUCUGGUCCUGGCAAUUAGUGUGAUCGCAAAUUUAUAUACCUGGAGCAGAAUACUCAAGGCGUUAAUCUUCUCACAGAGACGACAUCUUCAGAGAAGCAUUGCGAAAUUAGAGACAUUAAAGAGCGAGGGUUUCAUACAGACACUAAGAGGUGAAGUCAGUCUUAUGACUGAAAUGGUCAAGUGCUUGGACAGCUUUACGGCUCAACAGAGCAGACUGGUCAUUAUCGUAGAUGGACUUGACAGUUGUGAGCAGGAUAAAGUACUCUUGGUAUUGGAUGCCAUACAGGCGUUGUUCAGUGACAACGGAUACCCCUUUAUCGUAAUCCUGGCAAUCGAUCCGCAUGUCAUAGCCAAGGCGGUUGAAGUAAACAGUAGAAGGCUGUUCACGGAAUCAAAUAUUGGCGGACACGAUUACCUACGUAACAUGGUGCAUCUACCGUUCUAUCUUCAAAAUAGUGGAUUGCGCAAAGUCAAGGUCGCUCAACAGACCGCUCAGCACAGUAAAAAGACAGCAUGGAACGAAGCGGAGGAGAGUGUCAAUUAUGCGACAACCAGCGCGAUACAUCAUUCGGUAUCCAAUCGCCGUCUGAGUACAGAAUCCGGUGUAAUGAACAGUAAUGAAAAAUUGAAACCACCAAGUAGAAAGGGUAGCAGAAAAUUGCGACUGAGCGAAUCCAUCGCUAGUAGCAUUGGCAGCAAUUUAAACCGUCUUGGUGGCGCUCACGAUCUCAACAAGAUGUUGCUCACUGAUGAUUAUUUCAGCGACGUCAAUCCACGCAGCAUGAGACGUCUCAUGAACGUCGUUUACGUUACCGGACGAUUAUUGAAAGCAUUCCAAAUAGACUUCAACUGGUACCACUUGGCUAGCUGGAUCAACAUUACUGAACAGUGGCCAUUCCGAACAUCCUGGAUGAUAUUACAUUAUGAUUUAUACGAGGAGACUUUGGAUGAUUCCAUGUCGUUAAAGAGUCUUUAUGACAAAGUGCGUCCGCAAAUUCCAGUAAUAAAAGACGUGCAGCCGCUUCUGGAGAUGGACAGGGAUGAGAAGAAACUUGACGUGUUUUUGACCUUCCAUCGGUCUAGUUUGCUCGUUAGCGACAUGAAGAUAUUCCUACCAUUUACCAUCAAUCUUGACCCUUAUAUACGGAAGAAGAUAAAGGAGGAGCAACAGUCUAUUGACGAAGAAGGAGGCCAAGGACUCUACAAGCCAUUAGCACCGUGGAACAAUACGCAUGGCAUAAUCGCCGAACAAUGGGCGAACAAUAGGAACGUACUUACGCAUAGACAACCUCGAGCCGAUAAGACAAAUAAUCCUAUAAUUCAGUCCUGGCCUAUUGCGCCAGCCAUUGAAUGGCAACCACCACCUUGGAUUCAAAUGCCACCUAUGGAACCGCCAGUUCCUAAACCGCUGUCAGCCACCACGACUUUACCAGCGGAGAUCCUGGAUAUAAGACUGUCCUCGUUAUCGGUAAACGGAGUAUGCGAUCUCCUGGAAAAGAUCGAGGAUCUUAAUGCUAAUCAGGUAUCGCGAUAUAAGAAUGUCAUUCGUGAUAACAACAUAAGUGGCCGAGUCCUGUUGCACUGUGAUAUGCAGGAAUUGAAGAAAGUGUUAAAAAUGAGCUUUGGCGACUGGGAACUCUUCCGCAUGGUGGUCGUGUCGUUGCGCGAAGCAGAACUAUCUUCGGUCACUACCCACGAGGAAGGUCCACGAAGCGUCCGUUUCGUUGUUGGUCCCGAGCAAGUUACACGCAAGGAUUUGACUCCGCAAAACAGUACUUCACGAGGACCCACCCACGUGGAGAAAGAGAAGUCCAUUUCGAGAACGGACGGUCCACCUAGACGAGAUCAAACAAAACAAUCCAUAAUGGAGAAGCAGUUCCAGGUUACCCUGGAGGAGCAGAUGAUCUGUGGAGCCCUGCAGACUCUAAACGAGGAAGCUUGCGAGGACGUUCUGGACGUGCCGGGACCUACGGUCGUCCCUAGUGACUCACUUUCAGGUGAACGUCCAAGAUCCCUCGGUAGCACGGCCCCUGACACCGACUAUGUCCUGCUCCAAGCAUCUCCGCUUUAUCACUGGAUCCCCGUGCCCGACGAGCCCGAGAGCUCCGACGAGAGUUCACAGGACACGACCGGCAGACUGCGUCGUUCCAAUUCCCAGCAGAGCGUCGUCUCCCAGCGCAGCACAAGAUCCACGUGUUCCCAGGGACGACGUCAGAGAACCAACAGCAGCAGCAACAGGCCUGCCUCACUUCUGAUAUCACCACCGGCUUCUCCGAGACCUGCCUUAAGGUCGAGAUCUACCGAUGAGAAUUGUCUAGGGAAUAACAUUGCACUGAAGACGACGUCUUCGUUGGCGCCUUUGAAGUCACGUCGGUCUAACGACAACGUGGCUGUUUCCGCUCUUGUAGGGACGAGCAGCUUGGAGAGACUCGGAAAAUUCAAGGAUAAACUGAUUGGUGCUAUACCUGGUGCGUCCUACGAACACGAGAGUGACGACGAGUCGACGCCUCUUGUGUCGGAAUUGUCUACGCCAACGCACUCGAAUUCCGAUGGGUUCCGGCACGAGUUCAGUCCGGCUGAUAGCACUGAUAUUUCACCCACUUCGAACAAAAGCCUUCCUCAGGGUGGAGAACGAUCCUUGGAAGUUGAUUAUGCGGAUUCCAUAAGCUUAGUUAUACGUGAAAGCUCCACCGGACGUACUCUUUCGCGUCAGAAUGCUGAGGACUGGGAAAAUCCGGAAACGCCUGUCUGAUGUUUUUUUACUUUAGCAUUUAGGCUAGACUAGUGAAUACUAAUAUUCUUCAUGCCUUCUGAUUGAUAUACUUUUAUCUUUAUUUGACACUUACGUCAUAUAUUAGUGACGUCUAACUUGCCUUAUGUACAAGUAGAUUUAGAAUUGUAAGUUACACGAAUUAGUAUUAUCGUUUCGCAUUUAAUGACGAUUCUAAUUGGAAUCAAGACACUUGACUCGUGUGGUAAUUAUUAUUUUCAUUUAACUUCGAAUGGUCACAAAAUAUUUGCAGGAAAGACGCUUGGCCUUAUAUGCCGUAAUAAUUAUGUAAGAUGUAAGUGUAUUCGUAUUUAAUCCUUUUGAUUUUUCGUUAAUUUUUUCUCCCCCCCCUCCCGCUCCUCCCCCCAAAGUAUCUUGAAACAAAUUAUCCAUUCUUUCUGUUGUACUUUUGAUUAUAUCCCUGAACGACGUGAGUGUGUAGAGAGAAAUAUUAUUAUAAAUAGCAAGACAAUUGUACAAUAUAGUAUACAUUUGCGUGCCUUAAUUAAAUUCGAUUGAUUUAACCGUU